GGAGCGGCCCCGGUUGCGCCGCCGUGGCGACGCGCGGGGGGAUCCCGGGAUGUCCUCGUCGCCCGUGGAGGAGUGCCGGUCGCCCGUGGGGCUGGACUGCUGCAGCUGCUGCCUGGACUUGGCCAACCGGAGCGGGCUGGAGGAGGGGGCCGGGGGCGAGAACAACAACCUGGGCAGCCCCACCGUCAGCAGCUUCCGGCAGCUGCAGGAGCAGCUGGUCCGCAAGAACCUCAACACCGACAAGCUGAGCUCCAUCAUGCGCCAGGACUCGCUGGAGCCCGUCGUGCGGGACCCCUGCUACCUCUUCAACCAGGGCAUCUGCAACAGGAACAUCGACCAGACCCUGCUCUCCAUCCUCCUGCUCUUCCACAGCGCCUCCGGAGCCAGCGUGGUGGCCAUCGACAACAAGAUCGAGCAGGCAAUGGAUCUUGUGAAAAAUCACCUGAUGUAUGCAGUGCGGGAGGAAGUGGAGGUCCUGAAAGAGCAAAUCAAAGAACUGUUGGAGAAAAACUCCCAGCUGGAGCGUGAAAACAGCCUCCUGAAGACCCUCGCCAGCCCUGAGCAGCUGGAGAAGUUCCAGUCCCGGCUCCCUGCAGAGGUCCUGUGCACAGAGGAGCAGAGCCCCGGGGCAGCUGCCCCAGCCCAGCACUCAGGGGGCUCUGCGGUGUAAGGUGGCUCUGUCCUCGGGGUGGGCAGAGCCACAGAACUCUUUCUACUUAAUCUCCUGCAAAAUCGUUUCUGCCUUCAUCUCACACGAAGGACUGCCAGACCCCGGCGCUGAGCCGUGCCUCCCCCUGGGCAAACCUGGCCAGCCAGCAGAGCCAGUGGCCGUCUCCUGCACGAGGAUGCUCUUCUGCGAGGGAGAUGCGGGCAGCUGACCACUCCCCAUCCAACCACCUGCCGUGUGCCAGGAGUAAAUCUGUGGCCCGCCCAUCCCAGGCUCUGUUGAAACCUGGGCAUCUGCAACACCCUGGCAGUGCCAGGUGGCCUUUGGCACUUUAAUGGGAAUCCACGGUUGGAGGAGCGCAUGCUGAGUCCUAUGCCUUUGCUGCACUGUGCAGGGGGGGGUGUCUCUUUCUGGCAAAGCCUGACGUUGGAGGAAGACCGUUGUUUAGUGAGCGAUGCAGAUUUGUCCCGCUAGCCACCCAGGAGCGUGCUCGAACCCAAACCUGACUCUGAGCAGCAUCGGUGGUGGCAGUUGCGGUGUAGUGCAUGGCUGUACGCACAUCAGUGUGGGGAUUACAAGGAAAAAAAAA
This is a messenger RNA of Haliaeetus leucocephalus (bald eagle), 1256 nucleotides long. RefSeq names its product TSC22 domain family, member 3 (gene TSC22D3). The record is from RefSeq and is a predicted model, not a curated record. The transcript has 3 exons. The coding region runs from base 50 to 670 and encodes 206 amino acids. Lineage: Eukaryota; Metazoa; Chordata; Aves; Accipitriformes; Accipitridae. Gene Ontology annotation, biological process: regulation of transcription by RNA polymerase II.